Messenger RNA from Coccinella septempunctata (seven-spotted ladybird), 2410 nucleotides. RefSeq lists its product as uncharacterized. The transcript is spliced from 9 exons. The record is from RefSeq and is a predicted model, not a curated record. The coding region runs from base 83 to 2317 and encodes 744 amino acids. Lineage: Eukaryota; Metazoa; Arthropoda; Insecta; Coleoptera; Coccinellidae.
CAUAUUAUGUGGGUAUGACAGAUUGAAUUGUCAACUUCGAAAAGUGUUAUAUGGGUUACGAGAAAGGCACUGAGCUUUCAAAAUGAUCACCUUCAAAAUUACUUUUUUACUAUCUUUAAAUACGGAUUUGGAAUAUCUAAACGAGAGAAACAAUAAAUUUAGUGUAGAAAACAAAUCAGCAGUUACAGAAGAUGGAGCUAAGAAAGUACACGAACUCAAAACAGGAGAGUUGAUAACUUGCUUGAGAAUUGAAUAUGAAUUAUUACCGAAAAAAUUCAAAUACACUGUUGAUGUAACCUGUUGGAGGAAUGUAGCUAAGGUAUCAUCCCCUGAUGGAUCCCGAUAUUACAAAAUAUUAGAAUCGGAUCGAAUUCUUUGGAUUCCAAUAUGCAUACAUCAUUUCUUGAAGGAAUUAACAGAAGAUGAGCUAGUGAAUUUGCACUCACACAUUAUCGCGUUUAAUGUGACUACAACAAAGAAAGAUGUAACUUCGAAGCUAUCGUCUCUUUAUUGUUUGGAAAAUGAGGCGACGAUUGAAAAAUUUGUGGAAUAUUACGAAGCAGAUCCAAACAAAGCUGAAAAUCAUCACGAGAGAGUUGAUGAAACCACGGAAUUUCUUCAAAUAUCAAAGAAAUGUGCGACUUCAGACAAUAUUAUUUCCUGGAUAAGAUUCACAGGAAAAACACACUGUUUCUUGGUUUACGACACGAUAUCAUCCGUAAAGAAAGGUGACCAAAUUAAAUGCAAAUAUUUCGCAUCGUCGUCAGAGAUCACCUCAGAAACGAAACAAAACGAGAAAUCGAAAACGAAUAAGAAACCAGAAGAAAAAAAGAAAGAUCCAUAUUUCAUCGUGCCUGGCGAGAUAUUCUUCACAGAUCCAUCAAUGGCAAUAUAUGAACUUAAAGAACCGAACGAAUUGCUGAGCGCAGGUUUUCUGUUCCUGUCUGUUGAAAAUUUGAUGACAAGGGAACAGAAAUCUAGCCUCAAUCCAUUUAUUGUUAAGAUAAACAAGUUGGAUCGUCUUCCAGUGGAUAUUCUGGAACAACACGGGUACACAGGAAUAUUCAUUUCUUAUGAGAUUCCAUCCUUGGUACAAUAUGAUUCCCCUGUAAGACCUUUAAGUAGGACUAUAUAUUUCAAUGAAAGCCACGCUUGUCUCACGAAAGAUUUGAUAAGAUAUAAAUAUCUAGAAUUUUUGAGAACCCAAAGAGUGAAAGUUCAUAUCAAGGGAAUUCGGGAAGAAGAAAAUCAAAAUAAACCAGCACUGUUCGGCACAAUGAAGCAAGAUCAAAAUUUCAGCAAGCGUCUACAGCCCAGAGAAGCGUUCGAAUAUCUGCGCAGGAAGGAAAUGCACCCAAAAGUUCAAACUUUGGCCAUUGCAACUUACGACUUGAGUUCUCUCCUGAAGGAUAUUUGGUUGUACAAAAUGAAAGCUUCUUGUCAUCAUCCCAGUAACAUGCUCCAUGGAAUAACAGGGGAUAGUUCGAUCACAUUAGUCGAUAUCCUUACUAUACCUGAAAUAAAUUUAGCAAAUCUCGAUAUACCGAAGAAUUCCAGCCCUUUACUAGACGGCAUACUGGCUGCAGAACUGACUACAUUAGAUAUGGAAUUCUUUUUCGUUUCACCUCAGUUCGCGAACCGUCACCUUCAAAGUAAUACCAGGACAUAUAAGCGAUUUUUCAUCACGUUUUACGAUAUUGGACAAGCUAAGCAUCUUUUAGCAUCGAUCCUGCAACAUAACCAAGAAAUAAUCGGUUUAAAUGCCGUUGUUAUAGAUCCUGUUAACUUUUCGGAUGACAAAGUGAAGGUUGAGCUCCAUAAGAGAAAGAUGUCGAAACAACAGAAAGUUUCCGAUGAAUCUUUGCAGAAUAGACUUCAAGGCAUGACUCAUGAUAUCGAUGAUGUUAUCACUGGCUUCAUGAUUGAUAGUGGAACAGAAAUAUAUAUUUUCGUGGAAGGAAUUUCACAUGGCUAUAUUUUAGAGAUAUGGAAUAAAAUCCAUAAAAUCAAUAUCUCCGUUGCGAAAGUGUUGUUGAACUCAGAAACGGAAUUUGGGGAUAGGAUAUACAAAGAAUUUAUGUCUUUCGGUAUCUAUUCGAUUACCUUGAAAAUGCCACUCAAGGAAAUAUUUAAAAAUCAAGAUAUUUAUAUCCAAGGUCUUAUUCCUAUACCCUGCUCUAAGGCUUUGCAAAAAUUGCAAUUACUCCUACAAACAGAAUCAUUGAGUGAAAUGCUAAGACAAGAGCUGUUUCCUGCAACCAAUGAACUUACUAGUUUCAGUUUGGAAUGUGGAGUUCCCCUGAGAUUCUGCAAAUGAGAUGGUCGAAUAUUAUGUUGAAAUAAGAAAAUAUGUAUUUUAUUCCGAUUUAAAAUAAUGUCAUUGAAUCAAUAAAAAUUAUUUUAUAUAUUU